Psammomys obesus (fat sand rat) is the source of this 2295-nucleotide messenger RNA. Its product is annotated as dysferlin. Gene Ontology annotation, cellular component: cytoplasmic vesicle; T-tubule; membrane. The record is from RefSeq and is a predicted model, not a curated record. The annotation marks the transcript as partial. Lineage: Eukaryota; Metazoa; Chordata; Mammalia; Rodentia; Muridae. Gene Ontology annotation, molecular function: calcium ion binding; calcium-dependent phospholipid binding. Gene Ontology annotation, biological process: vesicle fusion; T-tubule organization; macrophage activation involved in immune response. The transcript has 19 exons.
CUGGACAAGAAAGACCCUUCUGAAGACAAGGAGGACAUUGAGGGUAACCUGCUUAGGCCCACCGGCGUGGCCCUUCGUGGAGCCCACUUCUGCCUGAAGCUCUUCCGGGCUGAGGACCUACCACAAAUGGACGACGCUGUGAUGGACAAUGUCAAGCAGAUCUUUGGCUUCGACAGCAACAAGAAGAACUUGGUGGACCCCUUUGUGGAAGUCAGCUUCGCUGGGAAAAUGCUCUGCAGCAAGAUCCUGGAAAAGACGGCAAACCCUCAGUGGAACCAGAGUAUCACCCUGCCUGCAAUGUUUCCCUCUAUGUGUGAAAAAAUGAGGAUUCGUGUCAUGGACUGGGACCGCCUCACUCACAACGACACUGUGGCCACCACCUACUUGGGCAUGUCGAAAAUCUCUGCCACUGGAGGAGAAAUAGAAGAGGAGCCAGCAGGUGUGCUCAAGCGCCCACAAGCCUCUGACCUGGAUGACAACCUGGGCUUCCUCCCCACUUUUGGGCCCUGCUAUGUGAACCUCUAUGGCAGUCCCCGGGAGUUCACAGGCUUCCCAGAUCCUUAUGCAGAGCUCAACACAGGAAAGGGAGAGGGUGUGGCUUAUCGGGGCAGGCUUCUGUUGUCCCUGGAGACCAGACUGGUGGAGCACAGUGAGCAGAAGGUGGAAGACCUUCCUGCUGAUGAUAUCCUGCGGGUGGAGAAAUACCUUCGGAGGCGCAAAUACUCCCUCUUUGCUGCCUUCUACUCAGCCACAAUGCUGCAGGAUGUAGACGAUGCUAUUCAGUUCGAAGUGAGCAUCGGGAACUACGGGAACAAAUUUGACACCACCUGCCUGCCGCUGGCCUCCACCACCCAGUACAGCCGGGCAGUCUUUGAUGGGUGCCACUACUAUUACUUGCCUUGGGGCAACGUGAAGCCCGUGGUGGUACUGUCCUCAUACUGGGAAGACAUCAGCCAUCGGAUCGAGACUCAGAACCAGCUCCUCAGGAUCGCUGACCGGCUGGAGGCUAGCCUGGAGCAGGUCCACCUGGCUCUGAAGGCACAGUGCUCCUCCGAGGACAUGGACGCCCUGGUGGCUCAGCUGACAGAGGAGCUGCUUGCGGACUGCAGCCAGCCCCUGUGUGACAUCCGUGAAAUACCUUCUGCCACCCACCUUGAUCAGUACCUGUUCCGGCUGCGCACCCGUCACCUGAGCCAGAUCAAAGAAGCUGCUCUGGCCUUGAAGCUUGGUCACAGUGACCUCCCCACCACCUUGGAGCAGGCUGAGGACUGGCUUCUGCAUCUCCGUGCCCUGGCUGAGGAGCCCCAGAACAGCCUGCCAGAUAUCAUCAUCUGGCUGCUGCAAGGUGACAAGCGUGUGGCCUACCAGCGGGUACCCGCUCAUGAAGUCCUCUUCUCCCGGCGGGGCCCCAGCUACUGCGGCAGGAACUGUGGGAAGCUGCAGACCAUCUUUCUGAAAUAUCCUAUGGAGAGCGUGCCUGGGGCCCGGAUGCCUGUGCAGAUCCGGGUCAAGCUCUGGUUCGGGCUCUCUGUGGAUGAGAAAGAAUUCAAUCAGUUCGCCGAGGGGAAGCUCUCUGUCUUUGCCGAAACGUAUGAGAAUCAGACAAAGCUGGCACUGGUUGGGAACUGGGGCACAACAGGCCUCACCUACCCGAAGUUUUCUGACGUCACAGGCAAGAUCAAACUACCGAAGGAUAGCUUCCGUCCCUCAGCUGGCUGGGCCUGGGCAGGAGACUGGUUCGUGUGUCCAGAGAAGACCCUGCUCCACGGUGCUGAUGCUGGUCAUUUGAGCUUUGUGGAGGAGGUGUUUGAGAACCAGACCCGGCUCCCCGGAGGCCAGUGGAUUUACAUGAGUGACAACUACACGGACGUGAAUGGGGAGAAGGUGCUUCCGAAGGAUGAAAUUGAAUGCCCGCUGGGCUGGAAGUGGGAAGAUGAGGAGUGGUCCACAGACCUCAAUCGGGCUGUUGACGAGCAAGGCUGGGAGUACGGCAUCACCAUACCCCCGGACCGAAAGCCAAGGCACUGGGUCCCAGCUGAGAAGAUGUAUUACACUCACAGGCGUCGACGCUGGGUCCGACUGCGCAGGAGGGACCUCAGCCAGUUGGAGGCACUGAAGAGGCACCGGCAGGCGGAGGCUGAGGGUGAGGGCUGGGAGUACGCCUCUCUCUUUGGCUGGAAGUUCCACCUGGAGUACCGCAAGACGGACGCUUUCCGCCGCCGCCGCUGGCGCCGCAGAAUGGAGCCACUGGAGAAGACGGGGCCUGCAGCUGUGUUUGCCCUCGAGGGGGCCCUG